Dalotia coriaria is the source of this 2580-nucleotide messenger RNA. It is a transcript of the gene Hsc70-3, whose product is annotated as heat shock protein 70 cognate 3. Lineage: Eukaryota; Metazoa; Arthropoda; Insecta; Coleoptera; Staphylinidae. The record is from RefSeq and is a predicted model, not a curated record. Gene Ontology annotation, biological process: endoplasmic reticulum unfolded protein response. Gene Ontology annotation, cellular component: nucleus; cytoplasm; membrane. Gene Ontology annotation, molecular function: ATP binding; ATP-dependent protein folding chaperone. The transcript has 3 exons. The coding region runs from base 154 to 2127 and encodes 657 amino acids.
CUCUACAUAUAUUCCGGCCGCCGGAGACACACCGACAAUCAGUCACAGCGAGUCAGUUGCGAAGUGUAGAAUACGGAGAUUCUCUCAUUUCGGAGUGAAAAGAGUCCCAUACUGAACGUAACGCUUAGUGAAAUACAAUAAAACGGGUAAACGAUGAAAUUGACGUUAUUCCUGGGGGCACUUUGCCUCAUCGUCGGCGUCAUCGCCAAGGACGAGAAAAAAGAUAAAGACGAUGUCGGCACCGUAAUCGGUAUCGAUUUGGGUACAACUUAUUCAUGCGUUGGUGUAUAUAAAAAUGGACGCGUGGAAAUCAUCGCUAAUGACCAAGGUAACCGCAUCACUCCCUCGUACGUGGCCUUCACUGCCGAAAAUGAGCGUCUUAUUGGCGACGCCGCGAAGAAUCAGCUCACCACCAAUCCGGAGAACACCGUGUUCGACGCCAAGCGUCUGAUUGGUCGCGAAUGGUCCGAUACCAAUGUCCAGCACGAUCUGAAGUUCUUCCCCUUCAAGGUGAUGGAGAAGAACUCCAAGCCUCAUAUUUCCGUUGCCACCAGUCAGGGCGAUAAGGUCUUUGCCCCCGAAGAAAUCUCCGCCAUGGUGCUCACCAAGAUGAAGGAAACCGCUGAAGCGUAUCUUGGUAAAAAGGUAACGCAUGCCGUCGUCACCGUGCCCGCUUACUUCAACGAUGCUCAACGUCAAGCCACCAAGGACGCCGGUGUUAUUGCUGGUUUGAACGUGAUGAGAAUCAUCAACGAACCAACUGCUGCCGCUAUCGCCUAUGGUCUCGAUAAGAAAGACGGCGAGAAAAAUGUGUUGGUCUUUGAUUUGGGCGGUGGUACUUUUGAUGUGUCUUUGUUGACCAUUGACAACGGAGUCUUUGAAGUUGUUGCCACUAAUGGUGAUACUCAUUUGGGCGGUGAAGAUUUCGAUCAGCGUGUGAUGGACCACUUCAUCAAGUUGUACAAGAAGAAGAAGGGUAAAGAUAUCCGCAAAGACAAUCGCGCUGUGCAGAAACUGCGUCGUGAAGUCGAAAAGGCGAAGAGAGCUUUGUCUGCAUCGCAUCAAGUGAGGAUUGAAAUUGAAUCCUUCUUCGAGGGUGACGACUUCUCCGAAACUCUGACUCGCGCCAAGUUUGAAGAAUUGAACAUGGAUCUCUUCCGUUCCACAUUGAAACCAGUACAGAAAGUAUUGGAGGAUGCUGAUAUGAACAAGAAGGAUGUUGAUGAGAUUGUCCUCGUUGGUGGAUCAACGCGUAUUCCCAAGGUUCAGCAAUUGGUCAAGGACUUCUUCAAUGGUAAGGAACCAUCUCGAGGCAUCAACCCCGACGAAGCUGUUGCUUAUGGUGCCGCUGUACAAGCUGGUGUCCUCUCUGGCGAACAAGAUACUGACGCCAUCGUUUUGUUGGAUGUAAAUCCUUUGACCAUGGGUAUUGAGACCGUUGGCGGUGUCAUGACUAAGUUGAUCCCGAGAAACACUGUCAUCCCAACCAAGAAAUCGCAGAUCUUCUCUACCGCUUCCGACAACCAGCACACUGUUACCAUCCAAGUGUAUGAAGGUGAACGUCCAAUGACAAAGGACAAUCACUUGCUGGGUAAAUUCGACCUUACUGGUAUCCCCCCAGCGCCCAGAGGCGUUCCUCAAAUUGAGGUCACCUUUGAAAUUGACGCCAAUGGUAUUCUGCAAGUAUCCGCCGAGGAUAAGGGCACCGGUAACCGAGAAAAGAUUGUCAUCACGAAUGACCAGAACCGACUCACACCAGAGGACAUUGAGAGAAUGAUUAAGGACGCUGAGAAGUUCGCUGAUGAAGACAAAAAGCUCAAAGAACGUGUCGAGGCUCGCAACGAGCUGGAAUCGUACGCGUAUUCCCUGAAGAAUCAACUCCAAGACAAGGAAAAACUUGGUUCUAAACUGUCUGAUGAAGAAAAGACCAAAAUGGAAGAAGCCAUUGAUGAACAGAUCAAAUGGCUGGAGGAUAACCAAGAUACCGACUCCGAGGAAUACAAGAAGCACAAGAAGGAGCUUGAAGAUGUCGUCCAGCCUAUCAUUGCUAAGUUGUAUCAAGGACAGGGUGGUGCACCGCCGACGCCCGAUGCUGAUGGCGAUGAUGACAUCAAGGAUGAACUGUAAGCCAGCCGCGCCGCGCCCACAAAGACUGAAACAAAUUUAUUUAAUAACUUUUCCCCAAAUAAUGGCAACAACAACCAAGGCACAAAGAUAUGUUUUGUGAGCAAUUAACUCCCUGUCGGUGAUAUAUCUCUUAAUUUAUUAACGUGAGCGCCACCAGACUGACUUAAUUAAGUGCUAGCGAAAUGCGGCUGUCAAACAGUCGGAGGAGUGGUUUUUUUUUCAAUUGGGCGAUUGUUUGUUGUUCAAAUUCAAUGCGACGCAUUUAAUCAUUCAUCAAAGAAUCACCAUCCAUUCAUUUGUAAAAAAAAGUCUUGUGUAUGAUGUGUAAUGUGCGACAAAAAUGAUUGUUAUACACUGAUUGCUACGUAUGUUUUCCUUUCUCUUACAUGUGUUCUGUUGAGAUUGUUAUCUUUAAGUAGGCGAUUUAAUAAAUUAAAUUUUUAUAAAAGAAAA